Messenger RNA from Camelus dromedarius (Arabian camel), 1632 nucleotides. RefSeq names its product cysteine rich DPF motif domain containing 1 (gene CDPF1). The record is from RefSeq and is a predicted model, not a curated record. Lineage: Eukaryota; Metazoa; Chordata; Mammalia; Artiodactyla; Camelidae. The transcript has 4 exons. The coding region runs from base 748 to 1407 and encodes 219 amino acids.
CCUCCCGCUCGCCCGGCCCGGCCUGCGGGCUUCCGGGCAGCUGCCCGCGGCGUCGGGGCGGGAAGGAGGACGCGGAGGGGGGCGGCGGGGCCGAGUCGGGCUCAUCCCGGCCCUCCCUGCCGCGGCGCGCUGCGCGAACGGGGAGGGAGGCCCAGCGGAGGCGCUGGGAGUAAAGAGCGCUGCAGAGACGCGAGCCUUCCGAGGGCAGGGCGGCCGAUCUGACACACCAGGGGGAGGAACCGAUGCACCUGAGGCCAGGCCGGUGGAAGUUACCCGGACUGACACAGAGAGAGAGGAAAGAGUGAAAAAACAAAGCCAGAACGGGGGUCCAAGAAUCGCGGACAGUACCCAAGUUUAACGGGUCUGCAGUUGGAAUCUCCGCGGGAAAAGAGAGACCAAGAAUGGGGCAGAAGAAAUAUUCCAAGUGAAUUGUCCAAAAUAGUAAAAAAAAAAUGGCACACCACAGAUCAAACUGCUUAAAGCCGCACAACCAGGAUAAAUAGGUUAAGGCGAGGGGGAGGGAGAAGAUACACAUUCGAACAGCUGAAAGCCAAACUGAGGAACAGAAAAUGUGCGAGGCAGCCAGAGGGAAGCCCCGUAGGUGGAGAUGUCUGUCGGGGAAGGCCCUCCGAGUGGAAGAAACAUUGGGAGCAAAGGCCAGGCGGCGGGAAAGUGCAGGGAACCUGGAACGUCUGAAGGGUAGUAAUGACCCACUUAACUGCAGCCUGCUUGGAUGGAGGGGGGUAGAUGGCGGAGCGAUUGGGAGAAGAUAAUUCCCAGAUUAAAGAGGCCUCCAGUGCCCAGGAAGGAAGUCUAUUCUGUAGUCAGAUGGCAUUGGAGGCAGAGUGCCGACCCCUGGGUGUGUUUGAGUGCCAGCUGUGCUCCUUAACAGCUCCAUACAGCUACGUGGGGCAGCAGCCCCCUGACACCCGGUCUGUCGUCCUCCUGGAGGAGAGCUACGUCAUGAGGGACCCCUUCACCGCGGACAAGGGCAGAUUCCUGAUCCUCGGCUCCAGAUGCAGUUUGUGUGGCAGGCUGGUGUGCGUGGGCCCGGUGGGAGUGCAGUUUAUUCUACUCCAAGAGAUUUUGCCUCCCCUGUGUCCAGGAGAACAUGGAUGCUUUCCCUCAGGAAAUCCAGCAAGACUUGGAGAAAAGGAAAGUUCCAUCAAAGAGGCCUGCCAGCCAGCUGGGGUCUCGGACAUGAGUCUGGUUGGUGUCAGGUCCACAGCAGUGCCCUGCAUGGGGCUCCCGGGCCAUCUGGCCUGUGGCCCACCUUGUUUCUGGACCCGCAAGAGCAGUGUCUGCAGCCCAGGGGAGCUGCGGUCCCCCUGCAGCAGCAGCAGAGCCAGAAGCCACGCAGAGAAGGCGCCCAAGAGGCAGCCUCAGACGCCCGUGCUCCAGAGCUAGGGGUGCUGAGGCCACGGGCGCCCUUCCCCCUGCACCGCUGCCCUCACAGCCCCCACCUGAGCCACCGGUGGUACUGGCUGUGGCCUUGCCUUCUGCCUGCUGGUUCUCAGGGGGUAGGACCCGCUCUGUCUCUGUAAUUUGUGCAGGGCCAGCUUACACAGCCUGGGGUUGGGGGUUUAGAAGCAUGUUUGAUGAAAGCAUGAAUAAAGAGCCUUUACUGACUGA